CUCGGCGGCGGCGGCGGCGGCGGCGGCGGCUUAGGCGGCAGCGCUCGCCAUUGCCGCUGGUGGCAGGAGGCUGCGAGGAGCCGGCGCGGUCGCAGUCUCCACGGCGCAGGCCCACGGUAGCGCAGCCGCUCUGAGGAACUUGGGAAUGGGAAGAGAUUCUAAGUCAUCUAAGCCAGCUCAACUCCCCAAAGUUACAUGGUCAUCAGUCUUCUUGAACACAUCCAGUGAAAAGAAAUCAUUUUGGUGGCUACUAACUACUGAAACACGGUACCUUCUCACUCAGGGCACUGUGACAGACACAGGGUUGUAAGCUGUAAUGUGGAGACGACUUUCCUCUUUGGCAGUAGAUCUUCAUGGAGGAACACGGAGUGACCCAAACUGAACACAUGGCUACCAUAGAAGCCCAUGCAGUGGCCCAACAAGUUCAGCAGGUCCAUGUGGCUACCUACACUGAACACAGUAUGUUGAGUGCUGAUGAAGACUCACCUUCUUCUCCUGAGGAUACCUCGUAUGAUGAUUCAGACAUACUCAACUCCACAGCGGCUGAUGAAGUAACAGCCCAUCUGGCUGCUGCAGGUCCUGUGGGAAUGGCUGCUGCUGCUGCUGUGGCAACAGGAAAGAAACGGAAACGGCCUCAUGUGUUUGAGUCUAAUCCGUCUAUCCGGAAGAGACAGCAAACACGUUUGCUUAGGAAACUUCGAGCCACAUUAGAUGAAUAUACUACUCGAGUGGGACAGCAAGCUAUUGUCCUUUGUAUCUCACCCUCCAAACCCAACCCUGUCUUUAAAGUGUUCGGUGCAGCACCUUUGGAGAAUGUGGUGCGUAAGUACAAGAGCAUGAUCCUGGAAGACCUGGAGUCUGCCCUGGCAGAGCACGCCCCUGCGCCACAGGAGGUUAACUCAGAGCUGCCGCCUCUCACCAUCGAUGGAAUUCCAGUCUCUGUGGACAAAAUGACUCAGGCCCAGCUUCGGGCAUUUAUUCCAGAGAUGCUGAAGUACUCCACAGGUCGGGGAAAACCAGGCUGGGGUAAAGAAAGCUGCAAGCCCAUCUGGUGGCCUGAAGAUAUCCCAUGGGCAAACGUUCGGAGCGAUGUCCGCACAGAAGAGCAAAAGCAGAGGGUUUCAUGGACCCAGGCACUACGGACCAUAGUUAAAAACUGUUAUAAACAGCAUGGGCGGGAGGACCUUUUGUAUGCUUUUGAAGAUCAGCAAACACAAACACAGGCAACAACCACACACAGUAUAGCCCAUCUUGUACCAUCACAGACCGUAGUCCAGACCUUUAGUAACCCUGAUGGCACUGUCUCGCUUAUCCAGGUUGGUACAGGGGCAACAGUAGCCACAUUGGCUGAUGCUUCAGAAUUGCCAACCACAGUCACUGUUGCCCAAGUGAAUUAUUCUGCUGUGGCUGAUGGAGAGGUGGAACAAAAUUGGGCCACGUUACAAGGAGGUGAGAUGACCAUCCAGACGACACAAGCAUCAGAGGCUACCCAGGCGGUGGCAUCAUUGGCAGAGGCUGCAGUGGCAGCUUCUCAGGAGAUGCAGCAGGGAGCCACAGUCACCAUGGCACUCAACAGCGAAGCUGCCGCCCAUGCUGUCGCCACCCUGGCCGAGGCCACCUUGCAAGGGGGGGGACAGAUAGUCCUGUCUGGGGAAACCGCAGCAGCUGUCGGAGCACUUACUGGAGUCCAAGAUGCUAAUGGAGUAAUCACCGGUUCUACCCAAUUCUGGAAGACCCCUCGAGGACUGGUCCAGAUCCCUGUGAGCAUGUACCAGACUGUGGUAACCAGCCUCGCCCAGGGCAAUGGGCCGGUGCAGGUGGCCAUGGCCCCUGUGACCACCAGGAUAUCGGACAGCGCAGUCACCAUGGACGGCCAGGCUGUGGAGGUGGUGACGUUGGAACAGUGACAUGCAGCCAUAUCAUGGCAUCGUUUUCUAGUCUACUUCAAAAUUUUUUACACGUUUGCAGAGGUGCAAUCAAAUGGAAUUAAGUCUCUCGACUUUGGAAGAAAAGUUUUGUUAACCUUUUUUUUAAAAAGGAAGAAAGGCAGCGGAUUUUGGAAUUGCAUUUUUUUAAAGCACCACUUGAUUUUCUGGGAUUGGUGGAACAAGAUACUGCAUUGUCAAUUUCACUGUCCCAAAAAAGCCAAAUUGUGGCAAGGACUUCUUUCUGCGAAAACGUGUGUAUACUUCUGUGUGUGUAUGUGUGAGUGUGAAUAUAUGUAUAUGUGUACAUAUGGAUAUACACAUUUACAUAUAUAGAUAAAGUAUAUAUAUGUGUGUGUGUAUGUAUGUGUGUGUAUAUGUAUAUGUAUGUGUGUGUAUGUAUAUGUGUGUGUGUGUGUGUGUGUGUGUGUGUAUAUAUAUAUAUAUAUAUAUAUAUAUAUAUAUAUAUAUAUAUAUAUAUAUGUAUGUAUGAAACCCGCAUGGAAUUAUCUAUAUGAGAUCAAGGUGAGCUGUGGAAAAAAUAAUUCACCCAGUUUAGUGGGUGUUGGGUACGUGGCCAGACACAGCCACCGGUUUUUGUUCAUACCAGGGUCAUGCGUUGAGCUACUGACAAACUCAGGCAGAGGUGACCAUGCCCUUCUCCAAAGCUGCCUCCCAGUGGCCACCCAGAACUCCCCCUGCUGGACUCGCCUGAGGAAGGAUGUUCCAGAAUGGGGUGAGGUCCAGAAACUGUGCUUGCAAGGUCCAGGGGCCUCGUGGUCUGGCAGCUGGGACGCUCCUCGGGCCGGCCCAGGUGCUGACCUUGCCGCGGGCAAGUGAAUGUCCUUAAAACUCCCAGGCAGGGACGAGAGGGUUUUCCUCAGCCUCCCAUCUCCUCCCCUCCCCAGGAAACCUUCUUGAUCUCAUGACUAUUAACAUGUCGCUUUGGUUUUAAGGUCGGUCCUGAAUUGGUCAUGUAUAUGAACUGAAGGUAACAGAAGUGUUAAGGGUUGAGGAGUGCGUGCGCGUUCAGUGUGCUGUGGGUGUGUGCGUGGUGCGGAGAGAAUGGGGGCAUGGGAGGGGUUGGAAGGGGAAAGGAAGGAGGGAGAGAAAAAUCUUCAAAGACCAGGUUACACCAAUGGGAGCAAUUUAUUCCUUUCCUGUAACUUUCUGUAGCUUAACAGAGGAGACUGAAACUGACGGGGGCACCUGGCGUGAGGAAGGUUGGCCAUCACGCUGGGGGACGUUAGAGAGAGAGGGCUGAGGGUGCUUCCUGCACUCCUGGAUCAGGCCCUGUUUCAGAAGGAACCCUGCAGUUUUCCCAGGUGCAUCCUGCUGGGCCCGGGCCCGCACAGCUUCCUUCUCACAGGUGUUGAUUGGUCCGGGUGUUCUUUGUGACUAAAUUCUGUGAUUUCUCAGCUGCAAGCCCCAAGUCUCCAGCGGCUAAAUUCACCUGACUUUUUGACAGGCCAAAUCUCUGCUCCUUGAGUACAGGGACAACUCUUCCUCCCUCCUCCCGGGCCCCCCGUGUGUGAUAGUGUAUUUAAUGUGUUUUUUUUCUUUUAAUGCGACAUUAAAAGAUUCUUCACGUCUUGCUCAGCCUUUGAGAAAAGUUUCAGAUUCUUGUAUUUGCUUGUUUUAUAUAAAACUAUUCAAUGUUCUUUGUAUGUUUUUUUCUGUACGUAAUGGGGGGAGGGAGGGAAAUUUACAUAAAACAGUCCUAGUUCUACAAUUUGUUAUUUUUUUAAUUAUUAUUUUUUAUCGUCGUUGUGAAACUGUCCAGGGGCUUUAAAGUCCGUGUUCCUUUGUGGUGAAAUAACCUCCUAAUAGUUUGAGAAAUUGCCAAGAAGAAGAAGAAGAAAAGCAAGACCCCAGUAGCAGAGCAUGGAUUCUGUGUCAUUUUCCAUUCUGUCUAUUACUGCCUCAUUCAAUAAAUAGUUAACAAAGUGGCAA
Balaenoptera ricei (Rice's whale) is the source of this 3878-nucleotide messenger RNA. It is a transcript of the gene NRF1, whose product is annotated as nuclear respiratory factor 1. Gene Ontology annotation, cellular component: nucleus. Gene Ontology annotation, molecular function: DNA-binding transcription factor activity, RNA polymerase II-specific; RNA polymerase II cis-regulatory region sequence-specific DNA binding. The record is from RefSeq and is a predicted model, not a curated record. NCBI's taxonomy places the organism in Eukaryota, Metazoa, Chordata, Mammalia, Artiodactyla, Balaenopteridae. The transcript is spliced from 14 exons. Gene Ontology annotation, biological process: regulation of transcription by RNA polymerase II. Bases 354 to 1907 code for a protein of 517 amino acids.